UUUUAACUAUUGCACGUUACCGUGAUAUUUCUAAUACAGUGUUCCGUCCACGGUCAAUCAGGAAUUUAAAAAGUCACGCUACGUUGUCAUGGGGGAACUUGUGUAGCAAAUAAUGAAAUGAGUGGGUUGUUUUGAUUGAACCACAUGCUGAGUAACUCAAAAUAGGAGGGGAAAUACGUAAGUCAUUACUAGAGGGAAAAAAAGGGGGUGAAAAUCGUUUUAGCGACAGUCAUUUAACCGAGAAUUCAUUUGACUGACAGUCAUUUGCCUGCAAAUUUAUAUCGCUGGGAAAACGUCUUUGGCAAUAGGUAGAUGGCCGACAGGCAUUAGCCCGAAAGUCAGUUUGCCGAAAAGUUAUUUGACCUACAGUCGUUUUCUCCGACGUUUCCGUGGAAUGCCUUUCGGUCCACUGGCCGCUGCCCUUGAAGUGAACUGGGAAGAGCCGUGCAGACAGCAAGCAGGGAAUGAACCAAGCAGGUGCUUUCUACGGGACUCGCCCGGAACCGUCGACCGCGACCCGUGUUAGCGACGCGACGCUCGGACGCGGCCCACUUGUCCGGGUCAUCCGCUAUCCCGUCUUUGAAAAAAAAAUACGUAUCCGUAGUCGCCAGUUUUUUUUUAUAGCUCGCGGUUGUUUUUAGCAAGUCCUUCGUUUGAGUGUCUGCGUUGUAAAACCGUUAAUUUGUUUCGAUACACUUUUAUGCAGAAUUGUACUGUUUUUAAUUUGUGUCUAGUAAAUCCCAUAAGCAUUGGUCAUUUUUUGUAACAUUUGUAAAAAUAUAGUACUGGGGAAGAUCUGUUUUUUCAGAUAGAAAUAUUAAAUAAAAAUCUCGAAACGUGCACCUAUAGCUUAGGUAUUUAAUAUUAAUAUUAUGAUUUUAUUUACACGCAUUUUAAAAUCAAAGUAUCAAGGUUUUUUUACAGCUGUAUGCAGUGUGAAAGUAAUUUUACGUAAAUUCGCAUCAGUAGCAUAUCCCGCGAAUUUUUUUUUAUAUCACGCCACCUAUAGAAAAUUCAGAGCAACAAGCGGCGAAACUGUUGUUUGUACAUUUUUUCCUCUGAUUUUUGUUUCCGUUUCCCUCCAGAAUUCUUUGCGAUUCGUAAAAAUACCGAGUGACUUCGCGGCAUUCUCCCGUGCGUGCGACGGAACCCACCGUGGAACGGAAGCCGUGAUCAGCGCGGAAGUUGUUGCCUCGAGGAAGCGGCAGUGCGCGGCCGGCGAUGCAGACCUGAAAGGACCCGCAAGUGAUCGGGCAGCAGCGCCGCCAUGUACCGGGUGCGCCUCUACAUCGUGCCGGAGGAGUCCGGGCCGGACCAGCCGGAGCCCGGAGUCCCCGUCAGACACGUGGCCAGGGUGCAGGUGCCCCUGGGCGAGCCUCGGGAGCAGCCCUGCGGCGAGCUGCGGCUGGAGGACGACAAGGAGUUCGACCUGGAGCAGAAGAUCGACCUGGAGAUCAAGAUGCGCGAGGGCACGACGAAGCUGCUGGCGGCGUGUCGGCACCAGGCGCAGACCCUGGAGGCCGCCAAGAGCCUGCUCACCUCCAACGAGCGCAUGUCGGCCUACAUGGCAGAGCUGCAGCGGCGCAAGAAGGAGCCGCCCUCCCGCGGCCUGGGAUACGGCUGCAAGCCUUGCACGGCUCGGGUGUCGCUGUCCGACCUGAGAAUGCCGCUGAUGUGGCGAGACACGGACCACUUCAAGAACAAGGGCGAUUACCGGCGGUUUGCGGUGUUCUGCCUGGCGCGCAUCGGAACAGAAAUAUACGACACCACGCUUCUGUGCCCCGUCGACCGAUCGCUCACCGACCUCACUUUCCCUGACGUUCUUCUCUUCAACCAAAUUCCGGCAGAUUUUGAGUUUCGGCUUGAAGUGUACAGUCACAUCCUGCAGGAUGACUUGAGCAUUGCAAGCACGCCACGAAAAAUAAAAAAAACGAUCCACAGUUCGAUAAGUCGCACCGUUGGAAAGAAAUUGGCCGCUUCUCUGCGGGAUGAACUGAACUCUGGCAAGAUAGGACCCCAUUUCGAGUUGAUGGCGACGGCCAAGCUCACCCUGAGCGACGUCCACGAUAGUGUGCACACCCAUGACCUCAAAGUGGAAAGUGUUGAGCCGAAGAGCCACCAGCUGCCGCUGUUCGGGCACUUCUGCUGCCGCCUGGCCGCGCAGCCGGAGUGCGUGAGCGCCGAGAGCUGCUCGGGGGACAUGUGGGUGCAGGAGGCGGGCCAGUGGACGGGGCCCAUGUGGGCGCAGCUGCAGGCCUUCCGGCUGGACCUGUGGAGCGGCCGCGCCGACUGGGAGCAGGGCCGGGAGCCGCUCAGGACCGUCCCCGUCGACAGGAACACGCUGAUCCAGCCGAGCAAGACCUCGACCAAGGAACUGCUGCUGCUGAACCGCUGCGACGGCAAAGAGGAGCUGUCUGUCCUGCGCACCAAGACUUCGGACGAGCUGCUGAGGUGGCUGAAACACCUCGUGCAGCACUCCAAGGACCAUCUCAGGUGGCGGCAUGCAGCUGAGAAGAUAAUGGACAUCCAGACUCCGGGGUCCACAAGGCAUUCCUUCACUCGUGGACUGCGACAAGGUUCUCUGUACGACGAGACUCCCCUGAUCGAGUCUGUCUCGUCGGACUACCACCGGCCGACGGUCCAGGAGAUCUUCAGCAUAACGCCUUCGACGAGCCUGAGCUCGUGUGCAUCGUCCUCCUCCUCCCCGACAUUCCGCGAGCGUGCGUACAGCUCGGGCGGCAGCAAGACCAGGCCCAGCGCGUGGCCCCUGUCCCGCAAUCACGAGUGAAGGAGCGGCUUGCGUCGCCCAGCCAGGAGCUGCGUGUGCGCUCCACAAGACACUUCCCGGUAGUGUCUUUUCCAUGUUUGUGUACGGACUUUAACCACUCCGCUUUCAGAAGUGGUGUUUGAGGCUACAAUCUUGCUGCAGUCUGUGUUAGGGAGACUGUAAUGUGUUGUUUUUUAUUUUAUUUUUAAAGUCAAUGUUCUGACAAGACUAUUUAUUUAUUCCAAAGAAAUUCGAGUGCAACACGAUCUAACAAGGCUGUAUAACAGUUUAUAGUUUUUUUCAGUUUUCAAAAUGUAUUUCGUAUGUAGGGCAAGAUGGUGGUUAAGAAAAGUGUUUACCUUCCGUGCUGUCUGUAUAGUUUGUGAAUUAGGAUAUAGUUUGUGAAUUAAAAAGCCAGUAUUGAUUAGUGUCAAUGUAAACUUCUUAUUUGUUGACGGUGUAAGUGAAUUUGUUUAUUGUGCAUAUUGCACACUGUUCAUUUUUUAAACAAAAAAUUUGCAGAAUUUUAGUUGAACAAUUUUAAGAAAUGUUUGUAAAAAAAUUUCUUUAUCUGUGGAGGUUUUCAAACCUAUCAUUGUUUUGUUGCUACCAGUGUUUCAACAUACUGUGGUCACUAAAAUUAAUUUUAUAAAGUAAAUAUUUUCCAACUGACUUGUUUGUACAAGAUGACAUAAUAAAAGAUGACAAAUUAAUGUCAAAACCCACUACUA
Messenger RNA from Bacillus rossius redtenbacheri, 3498 nucleotides. RefSeq names its product rhotekin-like. The record is from RefSeq and is a predicted model, not a curated record. The transcript is spliced from 9 exons. Gene Ontology annotation, cellular component: actomyosin contractile ring. NCBI's taxonomy places the organism in Eukaryota, Metazoa, Arthropoda, Insecta, Phasmatodea, Bacillidae. Gene Ontology annotation, biological process: signal transduction; septin ring organization; actomyosin contractile ring assembly. The coding region runs from base 1268 to 2788 and encodes 506 amino acids.